CAACCACGGUGGCCAUAUUGAUCUUUUAAAUAUGAAGAGAAAGGUGUGGUUAUUUUCUUUUUAAGAAUUAUGUACAAACAUAGCUGAUUUGAGGUGAAAAUUGUAGUAGUUAUAGUUAUGCUGUCGGGGGCAGAUCACUCAACGCGAUAACAUCAUCCAGUGGAGGCUGAAUGUACCAGAAGAAGUGUUGCUCGAUGUAGAAUGAGCAGUUGGACUGAAAGAAUGCAUCGGCGGGCUGCUACAUUCAGCAACGUGGUGACAUCUUGUGGACACCCCACUGUUGCCUUCCCUCAUAGGCUGGAGAAGGUGAAGUUUGGUGUGCACCUGGAUGAAGUGUGUAAGAAUGACAUUCCAGCCCCAUUACUUGUACUGAUACUGAAGCUCAACAAGGAGGCCCCUUUCAAGAAGGAUGUUUUCCGAGCUCCUGGUUACCAGGGCUCCAUGAAGAAACUGUCCCACUUCCUUCAAGCAGGCCGCCUAGUAAACAUAGACAACUUUUCUGUGUAUACCAUUGCGUCCGUCCUAAAAAAGUUUCUACGUAAAAUUCCUGGUGGUAUAUUUGGCCGCAUCAAUGAGCAACGCCUAUUUCACAUAAUAACCUUGGAAAGUAUGGAGGAGCAACGCAAUGAAAUUCAUAGGCUUAUUACAUCAAUGCCUGUGCAUACUCAACGAUUACUUGUUCUUCUUUUUGGAACAUUUCGAGUUAUUGCUACUAAUGCAGAUCGUGCAGGGACUGGAAUGACAUCUGAAGCGUUGGGUGUGUCUGUUGCUCCCAGUUUCUUCCAAAGUUGCGUCAGUGAUGGCAAAACUGCCAAAAUGGAAGAUGUCUUAAGGUUCAAGGUGGCUACACGAAUUAUGAAAUUUCUCAUCGACAAUUUUGGUGCAAGUAAUUUGUUUGGGCGUGAAAACUAUGAAUUUUAUGCUCGCAUUACUGGGCGCAUUCUCAAAGUUGAGGAUGACUGGAUUUUCAGUUUUAGAUAUCCCCCUGACUCUUUUGUUUCUCCAAUGUCUCAUCAAGAAGAAAGUCAAUCAACUCCUGCCCUGAUUCACAUUCCUGGAGGGCUUGAUUCUAGUGCUGCAAGUACGUCUCUCGGCAUCAUCCCUGAAAAUAACCUUCUUGAGAGUUACACUCGACUCUCCAUUAGUCUUGAAGAAAACGGCCUAUUCAAAGCUGCAAGUCGGUCGUCUUCAAGCUCCGCCACUGCAAGUCACCACAUGACAUUGGAAGAGCUCCGAGCUGUAAAUCGCUAUGCCGAAAGCACAAAAAGUCUCUCAUAUCUGCCUCAAGUCCAUGAGCGUCAGACAGAACGAAUGCGGACUCGCUCAGAGUGGUUUUUGACUCCAACUGCUGCAGCACAGUUUGAAUGUGCCUAUGGUGGAAGUCUUGAUUCUGACCCCACUCUUCAUGUUCUGCGAGGUGCCAACACCCGCUCUUCAUCUUCCAUCAUUGGUGCAGGGUUGAGUGCUAGCGCGGAGUCGGUGCAAAAGCGUCCCAGCCUCAGACGAACAAACAGCCGCAGCGAGAAAACUCGUCAUCUUGUCCACAGGAACUCAAGUAGGAGGAACAAAGAAAAUGGCCAACGAGGAGCAACUGAAAGACCAGAAAGAGGCGAACGGGCAUCUGGAUCUGGAGACAAUACACCACCCUCCGACCAGCACAACAUGUCCACUAACGUUACUCUUACCUAUAAACCUAGGAUCUAGAGCCAGUAGGCGUUUCACGAUUGUGUUCAAUUUUUUGCAAGAGCAACUGAGGUGUUUAAGUCUGCAUAUAAGAAAUUUCACGUUAUAUAUUGUAAGCCUAUUAUAAUGUUAAUUCUACAACUGCAUCUAAGAUAAGCUCUAUGCAAAGCAAGUCCUAAAUACAUUUAAGGAAUCUUUUACACCUCUUUGGAAUACCAAAGAUUUUAUAUAUUAUUUUUUAAUAUCUGUAACUGACGUUGGGGCGUGUUUUUGUAUUUCUGCGAGUGACCAAUGUUUUCCUUAAAGCCUUAACUUUAAAGCUUGGCUGCUUUUAUAUUCUAUUGGUUCUUUUAUCAAAAUUUUGUAUGUGUUUCAAUACUCUUUUUCUUUCUAAGCAGCUCGCUGUAAAGACUUAGCGUAACGUAUUAUGACUUUCAAUCUACCUGCAGGUUUAAUAACAGGAAGGUUUGAAUUGCAUGUGAAAGUCUUUCUUCAUCCUAAGGGUUUGCUAACUGAAACGGGAUUCAUCCCAAUAGUUAAAGAAAACAUUGAAAUGCCAAAAUAACGUAUUAAAAUUGUUAGAUUUUGAAGUCCCCUUUUAGUGUACAUCAACACCUGUUAUGACUAAAUAAGUCGCUAUGAGAACAUCGCACAACUUCAUAAUAAUCAGUGUUUCUCAGCAAAAAUUUGUCUGUCCAAAGUAACAGACUCUAUUUCUGAAGAUUGGCUUUUGUAAUAUUUUUCAAGUUAUUAGGCCUUAACCAUUGAAAUUGUUUUGCAAUUUAUAUUCCUGUGAGCAUGUUGCAUAGUUAUCUUUCCAAAGGAAUGCUGAUUUUUAUUUAAUUGAACUUGAUAAAAUACUGCCCAUGUUUAGCAAAGGUGUUUUAGGUUAGCACUUUGGCCCUGAAGUGCAAUGUCUCUUCUCUUUUGCCUUUAUAUACAAUAAUUCUCAUAGCAUUUAACUUACCUAGAGGUGUUGAUGGUGCUUGCAGUGCCUGGAAACCAAUCUAGACCAUUGGCCCUACUUAAUGGUAUUACAAUUCUUUUUCACUCGUUUGUCCUGGCCAUGUUUGGAAAAGCCGUCAUGUGCUGUUGCCUUCUCAGCUUCAAAUAUGGAAGUAUUAUUAAACAUGUUAAUAUCUUAUUGAACACCUUACCUUGUGGCUCUGGCUAUUAUAAUACUCUGACUGUUAACCAAUUUCAAUCUAUAGAUUAUCAAUCUGUUAUGUUAUAGAAAGUAUGUUUAUGGUAUGUGUUAUGUGUGUAUCAAUUUUUAUUUUUAUAUUUGUACACUUUAUGUCCGUUUCCAUUUUAAAAGUAAAUUUUAAAUUUUCUUUUUCUCUCUGUAUUGGCUUUUUGUAGUCCUUCAGUAUGUUUAACCUCGGUUACAGCUGCAAAGACUUUUGACUGAUAUGAGUUUGUGCUCCUCAAAACAUUUUCAUAAUUGCAUAUCUGAAGAUCUCACUGUAUUCAACAUUGUGCUACAACAUGUACUAUCAUUUACAUGCAAAACAGCAGAUAGAAAGAAAGGACAAUUUCUUCUUCUCUUCUCCAAUGAAAAAAAGUACUGUCAGUAAAAUUUGCAUUUAUUUGUUAAAAAAAUUUAUUGUGCCACAUUAUUUCAAAAUGUCAACAGGGAUGCCUUUUUUUGCUCUCUCUUUUCUUCCUUUGAUGCAUUUGUUGGAAUCAUUCCCCUAAUUAGUCCUUUUGCUGUUGCUGCAAUCUAUACCAAAUGUAAGUCAUGUUACAGCAACGUUUAGUUCAAAAUGUUACCAAAUAUGUGAUUACCAUUAUAUGAAUACCUGUAUUUUCAAUUUUUUUUGAGUUUUUCUUCAAAUGUGGGAUUGACCCAAAAUUGAGUCAGAAUACUUAUUUGGUGUGUAUCAAAGUAUAGAUGUAUCUGCAGGUACGGCAUUCUAAUUCUAGUACUGCUUGUGACUGGUAUAUGUGGCAAAUUCUAUUGCAUAGGUUUACUUCCCGAAUGUUUGUCUACAGUUAAGUAUAAAGUGACAAUAGAUUGGUUGAAUCUUCUGAAUACGCUUCCGGCCAAAUAUCUGCCAAAGAGUUGUUCAUAUGUGACUGAUUUAUCAUGUUCCAUGUUAAUUGUGAUGAACAUUUUGACUGGGCUUAUUGCCAAAUCAAUUCAAAAUUUUGUCACUCCAACAGCCUGCUAAAUUGGAUGGUCGCAUCACCUGGAUUGUCAGUAGAAGUGGUUUCAAUAUAAAUAAUAUGUGCUUGUAUUGUAGUAUACUGUGCAAUAGUAAUAGUUUAGAGUGAAGGCAUGGAUUGUGUAUAUUUUGUGUGUAUUCCAUCCGCUUAAUUCAAUUUUUGCUAAUUUCAUUUCUGAAGUGGCUGUAUUGAAAAAUUCACUUUCAUGUCCAGGUGUAUUGCUGUGCCAAAUUUAUGUUAUCUUAUUUCUUUUUGUGAACUUCAUAUUAAAACUCUUAUCAUUUCACUCAUUGUACGUGGUAGGUUAAUAAUAUUAUUGCUUCAACUGCUCUCCACAGUUGUUAUAGAUUUUGCUAUAUAAUGAUGAUAGAAUAUACUCAUUUGCAUGAUAUGUGUACACAGUAUUAAAAACUGCCUGUGAAAAUUGUUUUGUUCAGUGUAUGUGGGAGUUCUGCUGAAAAGCCUUAUGCUAAUUAUUGUAAGAGAGCCUAUUACGCUACCUCUCCCCCUCUCUAAGUACCAAGAAGUAAUAUAUUUAUAUGUUGCUAAGUGCAGAAGUACACCACAAUUAUCCUGUAUUAGUGUUGUAAUGGUUUCUUUACCAUGACAAGUGAGUGUCUUUGACAAGUGGAGUUCCCGUAGACACGCCUAAAGACUUUUAUUUAGCUAUCUCUGACUCAUGUAACUCAUGCCUUUUUUUUUCAAAUUCCAUUUUUGUUGUUAAGUCUCAUUGCAAUUAUACUCAAGGGACCAUUAAUAACAAGGAAAAACUAAAGAAUACUGAUUGAGGUCAACUGCUUUGUCAUUCAUUCUCAGCUAUGCGAAUGUGAGACUAAAGUAAUUUUUUCUUGUAACCGAAGGAAUUGCAAUGAGACAGUUGUAUAUUAUAUUCCUUGUACAUUCUUUCACAGCAUUUUGUAUAUGAUGAACAAAUAAAUCGUAUUUGGUUUUCUA
Messenger RNA from Thrips palmi, 4806 nucleotides. RefSeq lists its product as uncharacterized. Gene Ontology annotation, molecular function: GTPase activator activity. Bases 202 to 1704 code for a protein of 500 amino acids. The transcript has 10 exons. The record is from RefSeq and is a predicted model, not a curated record. Lineage: Eukaryota; Metazoa; Arthropoda; Insecta; Thysanoptera; Thripidae. Gene Ontology annotation, biological process: signal transduction.